Bacidia gigantensis is the source of this 3435-nucleotide messenger RNA. RefSeq lists its product as uncharacterized. Gene Ontology annotation, molecular function: calcium-activated cation channel activity. The transcript is spliced from 3 exons. Gene Ontology annotation, cellular component: plasma membrane. The record is from RefSeq and is a predicted model, not a curated record. NCBI's taxonomy places the organism in Eukaryota, Fungi, Ascomycota, Lecanoromycetes, Lecanorales, Ramalinaceae. The coding region runs from base 1 to 3435 and encodes 1144 amino acids.
AUGUCCAGUACACCAGUGUCAAGCUCGUCACCAGGAGGGAGCCCCGAACAAUGCGAAGCGGGCAAGUCUGGAGCAGCAGAUCAGCUACUCUGUCUUUUACAAGACCCCUUCUCUCAAUCGUUCAAAUCCACGUCGAUAUGGACCGCGCUCGCAACCUCAGUCGGUUUCAUGCUCCUGAUCGUCCUCCUUUUCUCCCUCAUACGACCCCGAAACAACGUAGUAUAUGCGCCGAAGCUGAAAUAUGCGGAUGAUAAACAUGCGCCCCCAGUCAUUGGGAAGGGCUUGACCGAUUGGGCUCCACCGUUGCUGAAGUUACGCGAGGCAGAGUUGGUGGAGAAGAUCGGGUUGGAUGCGACAGUCUUCCUCAGGUUUACAAAGAUGUGCCGAAAUAUGUUUGGGAUACUCACCAUUGUUGCUUGCGGCCUGGUGCUUCCAACCAAUCUGAUAACGGGUGGGAAGGAUGCGUUUGCAAAAUCAACAAAGCAAACGGGCUUCUGGAUAACGAGCACGCCGCAGUAUACAAGGGGCUCAGUCCUAUGGGUUCAUGUUCUAGCAGCUUAUUUAGCCAAUAUGGUUGUGAUUUUCUACUUGUGGAGGAAUUACGUUGUAAUCACAAGACUCAGGAGGGGAUACUUUGAGAGCUCGGAGUACCUCCAGAGUCUUCAUUCGAGGACAUUGAUGUUCAUCGAUAUUCCACAGGCAUCGAGAACAGACGAGGGACUUCUGAGGCUAGCUGAUGAGGUAGAACAGACCAGCGGGAUUCCAAGAGCUGCGAUUGCAAGGAAUAUGAAGGAGCUUCCGGAAUUGAUGGAGCAGCACGAAAAGGCAGUCAGAGAGCUGGAGUCUGUGCUUGCCAAAUACCUCAAGAAGCCAGAUAGCCUACCAGCCCAAAGACCGACAAUGAGGCCUGGCCGAGAUUUACGGGGAGUGUCCAAGGUGGACUCAAUCGAUUAUCUAAUGGACCGGAUCUUGGAUCUCGAAACAGAGAUCAAGCAUGUGCGAAGCUCCGUCGAUAAGAGGAAUCCUAUGCCUUACGGCUUUGCUAGCUACGAGAGGAUUGAAGAAGCCCACACGGUAGCUUAUGCCGCUCGGAACAAGAAGCCGCACGGGACAACGAUUUGUCUGGCACCACGACCCAAUGAUCUCAUCUGGAAGAAUUUGCCCCUGUCGAAGAAAGACAAACGCUGGAAGCGCCUUAUUAAUGAUUUUUGGAUUUUGCUUCUGACCGUGGCGUGGAUUGCACCGAAUGCAAUGAUUGCCAUAUUCCUAUCCGAUCUGUCACAUUUGUCUAAGGUGUGGAAGGGGUUCAAAGACAAUUACGACCGCCAUCAUCAAGCCUGGGCUAUCGUUCAGGGUAUUGCUUCACCAGCUAUCACCUCUCUCCUCUAUCUUCUACUUCCGAUUGCCUUUCGACGCUUGUCAAUGCACGCGGGCGACAUCACCAAGACGUCGCGUGAAAGGCAUGUGGCCAGUAAGCUUUAUGCUUUCUUCGUGUUCAACAACUUGAUCAUCUUCUCGGCCUUCUCCACCGUCUGGGCCCUUGUUGCUGCUGUGAUCCACCACCCCCAUGGCGAGUCUGUCUGGGACGCCAUCAGACAGGGUUACUUCUUCGUAAAAGCCUUGGGUGGCCUGGUCGAAAUUUCCCCUUUCUGGCUCACGUGGCUGCUUCAAAGGAACCUUGGUAGUGCAGCUGACUUGGCUCAAAUCAUUCAAUUGUUCUGGGUCUGGUUUGGGAAAACCUUCACCGCACCUACUCCUCGCCAAAGAAUCGAAUUGACAGCGCCCACACAAUUUGAUUACGCGGUAUAUUACAAUUACUUCCUCUUCUACGCAACUGUCGCUCUCUGCUUCGUAACAGUCCAGCCUCUCACUGUUCCAAUUACAGCGCUCUACUUCGUCAUCGAUUACUGGCUAAAGAAAUAUCUUCUCCUCUACGUUCUGAUCACAAAACACGAGUCUGGCGGCUCGUUCUGGCGGGUGCUUUUCAAUCGCAUGGUCUUUGCUACUAUUCUUGCUAACUUUGUCCAUGGCAUUGUCGUUCUUGGAGCCGGAACCUGGCAGAUGGCCGCCGCCUUGGUCCCUCUCCCCUUCAUCCUCUUAGGCUUCAAAUUUUACUGUGCCCGUACCUUUGACGACCAAUCUAAAUACUAUACCAAAGGUAUUUUGAGAGAUCCUGAAAACAUGGCCGACCCGGGCAAACAAGCGCGCCGCAACGACCGCGUACAUAAGAAGUUCGGCAACCCUGCGCUCUACGCCAAACUCAUGACCCCAAUGGUGCACGCUAAAGCCUCCCGCAUCCUUCCUUCUCUCUAUGGAGGCAACCACAAGCACGAACAACACCCCGCAUUCUUCUCCGCCUCACAGAAGCAGCAACACCAGCGCGUCGACUCCACAAUGACAGACAUAGCAAUGGAUCCCAUGUCCGCCUCUUUCCCGGGCAAAGCCGCACAUUUUACACCCACCCAUACACCCUCCUCCUCCACCGGCCACUCCGACAAAAAGGGUCUAUUUGAGCUCGUCCCCGAAAACAAACUCGAUUUUGGAUACUUCAAAUCCCGCUCCGAGUUCGCAGACGAAUACGGCGGCGACGGCGAACUCUACGGUCGACCUCAAGAUCUCGUCUCAGAAGGCGGCCGUAGCACCCCUAUGUCUUUCAUGCACGGUGCGCGCGAUGGCUCCCCGAGCUCUUCUCGCGCAAGCAGCCCGGGGCCAUAUGGGAGUCCGAGGGACUAUCGCGCUUUCAGCCCCACGCAGCAACUGGUGCAGCAGCAGGGGCAGGGUGUACAUCCCGCAUAUCGCGUGCCAACGCCGCAGCAGCAGCAUGAGCGAACGGGAAGUUCGGGGAGCAGGGGGAGGGGGUUGUAUCAGUAUGGUGGCGGGGGCCAGAGGACGGAGAGUGAGUCGAAUCUUUUGAGGGCUGCGCAACCUAAUCCAGUCGACGAUGGUCGGAGUCAAAGGGAGAUGUAUGGGCUUGAUAGGUGGAGGACGGGUGGGAGCGGGUAUGCGCCUGUGGCGAACAAUCCCGCUGAAUUUGAGGAGCAAGGCGGGUUGGGGACGGGGAUGGGCUUUGCAAUAGCUCAGACGCUGCAAGACCUUGUGAUAGGAUGCCCAUUAAAAGCGACAAAACGUGGCGAGGAAGAUAGCUUGAACGCCCCCCAAAAACGCCCAUCAUUAUCUCCUAAGGAAUCAAACGAGAUUCAUCCUAUAAAUCGGGGUGAAAAUUAUGAAAAUCUCAGUUCCGAUAAUCGUGGCAGUUUGACGGAUUCUGAGACAGCAAAGAGGCAGACAAUUCUUUACCGAAGUCCUGACGGCAAGAAACAUCGACUCGCUGAGACGGAAGCAGGUAACCUCGAGUACCUUUUAGAUAAGUCUUUGAAGACGGAGGAUGAAGAGGAUAAUGAAAAGUUGAAGACCGCACGAGCAUUCUUCGUGUGA